AUGUUGCAGCUCUUAUCUUCUCCUCCAAUGACGGUUUUCUACAAACCCAUCACAAACCAUCGGUUUACAGACUCCGGUUUACUCUCUUCUCGUUCAAUUCUCACCGUCGGUGGUUUCGCCGGAAAAAUCGUCUCUGUAAAACCGACGGCGAGGUUGAAACUAUCGGUGAAGUCUCGUCAAGAUGAUUACUUUGAGAAACAGAGGUUCGGUGACUCGUCUUCCUCACAAAAUGCUGAAGGAUCUUCUCCAAGAUAUUACGUGGGUCAUUCGAUUUACAAAGGGAAAGCUGCUCUUACAAUAGAGCCUCGAGCUCCAGAGUUUGUGGCUUUAGAAUCUGGUGCGUUCAAGCUUACAAAAGAAGGGUUCUUGCUGCUCCAGUUUGCUCCUGCAGCUGGUGUUCGUCAAUAUGAUUGGAGCAGGAAACAGGUUUUCUCGUUGUCGAUAACAGAAAUCGGUCAUUUAGUUAGCCUUGGCCCGAGGGAAUCGUGUGAAUUCUUCCAUGAUCCGUUCAAGGGAAAAGGUAGUGAUGAGGGUAAAGUGAGGAAAGUAUUGAAAGUUGAACCCCUCCCAGAUGGUUCUGGUCGUUUCUUUAACCUGAGUGUUCAAAACAAGCUUUUGAAUAUAGAUGAGAAUGUAUACAUACCAAUCACUAAAGCCGAGUUUGCUGUUCUUAUCUCUGCUUUCAACUUCAUAUUGCCGCACCUUAUAGGCUGGAACGCAUUUGCAAACUCUAUCAAACCAGAAGAGUCUAACCGUCUUAAUAAUGUGUCACCUAAGUAUGGAGGAGACUACGAAUGGAGUAGAUGA
Arabis nemorensis is the source of this 807-nucleotide messenger RNA. The record is from the annotation of a GenBank genome assembly. NCBI's taxonomy places the organism in Eukaryota, Viridiplantae, Streptophyta, Magnoliopsida, Brassicales, Brassicaceae.